Aureobasidium subglaciale EXF-2481 is the source of this 1053-nucleotide messenger RNA. RefSeq lists its product as uncharacterized. The transcript has 2 exons. Bases 1 to 1053 code for a protein of 350 amino acids. Gene Ontology annotation, biological process: cellular response to misfolded protein. The record is from RefSeq and is a predicted model, not a curated record. NCBI's taxonomy places the organism in Eukaryota, Fungi, Ascomycota, Dothideomycetes, Dothideales, Saccotheciaceae. Gene Ontology annotation, molecular function: Hsp70 protein binding. Gene Ontology annotation, cellular component: endoplasmic reticulum membrane.
AUGUCGGAAAAGCGCCAACACCAUGACGGCAGCAGCGGCCGCGCCUUUACCGUCGACCAAAAGGCCGCCGUCGUCCGCGUUCGUAAAUGCAGUCCGACAGCUUUCUACGACAUCCUCGGCCUCGAGGCCACAAAAACAUCAGCAACAGAAUCAGACAUCAAAAAAGCAUAUCGCAAACUCAGUCUCCUCACACAUCCGGACAAGAAUGGCUAUGAUGGCGCAGACGAGGCUUUCAAGAUGGUCGCUCGUGCGUUUGCUGUGCUGAGUGAUGCGGACAAGAAGGCCAAGUUCGAUCGCUUUGGAGGUGAUCCGGAUAGCAGGUUCCAGGGUGCAAGUUCCAGCUCGGCGAGUCCCUUUUCUGGGGGUGGUGGUGCUACGAGGAGGGGACAGGCUGGUGGUAUGUUUGAUGAUGAGAUUAGCCCUGAAGAUCUGUUCCGUCAGUUCUUUGGCGGCGGCGGUAUGGGUGGUGGUGGUUUCGGCGGUAUGGGAGGUGGUCCCUUUGGCGGCGGACUUUUCGACGGCCCGGGCUUCGUCUUCAAUAUGGGAGGAGGUCCCGGUGUGCGUGUUCACCAGUUCGGCGGCGGCGCACCACGACGACGACCUCAACCACCCAGAGACCCAAACGCUCCACCACCCUCAAUCCUCCAAUCGCUACAAUCUCUCCUCCCGCUACUCCUCCUCUUCAUCUUCCCCCUUCUCUCUGGCCUCUUCUCCGGCGCUACGCCCUCGGGCCCCUCGGUCCGCUUCGAGUCCGUAUCUCCCUUCACGCAACAAAAGAUCUCCAACUACAACCACCAAAUCCCCUACUACGUCGACCCACGCGAAGUCUCGGAUCUCACGGCGCGGAAAUGGAGAGACUUGGACAAGAGGGCGGAAACCAUUUACGUGCAGCAAUUAUCGAAUGAGUGCGAAUUGCAACAACAAAGGAGGACGCAAAUGUAUCAGCAGGCUCAGGGUUUCUUCUUUACAGAUCAGGACAAGAUGCAAGAGGCCAGAAGGAUGGAAAUGCCUUCUUGCAAGAAGUUGAAUAAAUUGGGCUACAGGACUGGAUGA